Molecule: messenger RNA, 951 nt
Organism: Striga asiatica
Lineage: Eukaryota; Viridiplantae; Streptophyta; Magnoliopsida; Lamiales; Orobanchaceae
Source: the annotation of a GenBank genome assembly
AUGGAGAAGAAUGAUAUUUCACUCACCAAGUCUGAGGCUUGGGCUCUUGGUCGCAGUGGAGUUCUGUUGAAAACUACAAACAGUGGGAAGAGAUGGAGUCGGGACAAGGCAGCUGAUAACAUCACUGCAAGUCUGUAUUCUGAACAGAAAAUGGAUAAGAGUUGGAUGGGGGGCUAUCAAAUGGUCAAAACAUUUCUCUUAAAGGAUAGAGAAUGGGUAAGAGUUGGAUGCGGGCUAUCAAAUGGUCAAAAAGCUUACAUAGAUAGGACUGUUAAAAGUCACAUUUUGAUGCAUGGGAUAGAUACAACGUCACAUGGUUUUAUCACAGUGAACCAAUCUCAAGUAACCAAGGGAGUCAGCAUGCUAAUGUUGGAGAUGAACUUCAUUCUGGGCCAUUGCAAUGAAGACGAUGGUGUGAACUACAUAUUAUCUGAGCUUGGGGAGAUGGAUGACUUUUACGAGUUCACACCGGAGGACUACUACUGUCUGUUGGCAGCUAAAAAAGAAGGACCUGCUCACUUUAUAUUCCCCUAUGAUCAGUACAUGGAGUCUGUUAAAAACAACUAUUCAAUAGGAAUGAGAUUCAAAAUGAGGUUUGAAGGAGAAGCAGCUCCAGAACAGAGUGAAACUGGAACUAUUGUCGGAAUUGAAGACGCGGAUCCCAAUAGAUACGGCGCUUAUAGAGACUUUUCCUUGAAUGUUCGGUACAGUGUCAUUGCAGCAGCAAAUCCAACAUAUGGAAGCGUAAAGUAUCACCGUUCGGUAACCCCGACAAAGAAUAGUGGGUUUUCAGAGUCUUUUCCUUCUCGUUUUGAACUUCUGUUCAUCUUCUUGGAUCAGAUGGAUCAUGGGAUUGAUCGUCAGAUCUCAGAGCAUGUUCUACAUAUGCAUCGACAUCGUUUGGUGGUUGAUGGAGGUAUGAGAUUAGACGAGUUCAAGGCACAAUGGUGA